Molecule: messenger RNA, 1371 nt
Organism: Cladocopium goreaui
Lineage: Eukaryota; Dinophyceae; Suessiales; Symbiodiniaceae
Source: the annotation of a GenBank genome assembly
ACCACGAUACCGAUCGCCAAGAGGUUGCAGCAAUGGAUUUCAAACCAUUCAAUGCGUACAUCGUGGAUGCUUGCAGGACUGCAGGCGGGAAAAAAAACGGAAAACUUUCAGGUUACCACCCAUGUGAACUGGGCGCUGCUGUGUGCGAUGCCCUGGUUGAGCGCCAAAAAAUCAAUGGUGCCGAGGUGGAGGAUGUGGUUUUUGGCUGUGUUGGGCAGGUUGGCGCACAAGCCUCCAAUGUGGCCCGCAAUGUGGUGCUAUCUUGCCGCCUUCUACCGGAGAGUGUUCCUGGCACCUCGGUGGACCGGCAGUGUGGUUCCUCCCAACAGGCCGUUCAUGCUGCAGCGCAAGCAGUGAUGAGUGGCGUCCAUGACUGCUGCAUUGCUGGAGGUGUUGAAGUGAUGUCCACAGUUCCCAUUGGUGCCAACAUCAUCGAUGGGAUGAAGGCUGGCCAUGGAUUUCCUAUGACCGAAGCCAUGACUGAGAAGUACAAGGACAAGAUGAAGGCUUUCGAGCAAUUUGCCAUCUCCACUUCUGCAUUCUCUCAGUUUGGAGGAGCGGAGCUUUUGGCCAAGAAGUACAACCUCAGUCGCGAGGAUGUUGACCGUUUUGCUGCCAUCUCUCAACAAAGAGCAGUGGAGUCCACCAAGGCAGGGAAGUUCAAGGAUGAGAUUGUGCCAUUGCCAGUGAAGCGCAAGGAGGGUGCCUCAGAGGACAUUCACUCGGAGGACGAGGGAAUCCGUGCAAACGUCACUGUUGAAAGCCUGGGCAAGCUGAAGGCCAUGUUCCCCAAUGGAGUUCUCACUCCGGCCAGCUCGUCGCAAAUCUGCGAUGGAGCUUCAGCGGUGCUGAUUUGCAACGAGCGCGGUUUGCAGAAGCUGGGCCUCAAGCCAAUGGCCAGGAUUCAUUCUUUGGCCCUUGCUGCUACUGACCCCGUUGUAAUGCUGGAAGGGCCCAUCCCUGCAACGCGGACCGCUUUGGAGAAGGUGAAGAUGAAGAUCGAGGACAUUGACCUCUACGAGGUGAAUGAAGCGUUUGCCUCCGUGCCCUUGGCUUGGAUGAAGGCCUUGGGAGCAGAUUUUGAGAAAUUGAAUGUGAACGGUGGUGCCAUGGCACUUGGCCACCCGCUGGGAGGCACUGGCACCAAGCUUCUGGCCACACUUGUGCAUGAGCUUAAGCGUCAGAAGAAGCGCUAUGGGGUGCUGGCGAUUUGCGAGGGCGGUGGCACUUCCAACGCCACCAUUGUAGAGAUGAUGCCAAGUGCAAAGCUUUGAGACUGGAGGUGCUUCUGGUCUACCCUGAGCAGAUGCGUUCUGCGUAUUUUUGAGGGCCUGAACCAACUCCCUGUGGACUGGCACGAGAAUGCAAAUG